Molecule: messenger RNA, 561 nt
Organism: Humulus lupulus (European hop)
Lineage: Eukaryota; Viridiplantae; Streptophyta; Magnoliopsida; Rosales; Cannabaceae
Product: putative invertase inhibitor
Exons: 1
Coding region: 1-561 (186 amino acids)
Molecular function (GO): enzyme inhibitor activity
Source: RefSeq, a predicted model, not a curated record
AUGGAUACUCAAAAUGGCCACAAAGUUCUAUCAUCAUUUCUAACCCUAGCAGUCUCAUUUCUCAUUCUCUUUUCUACUUCCCCAACAGAAGCAUCAUCAUCAUCACAGCUAGUUAAAAACGUAUGUAAAGAAACCAUAAACUACGCCAAAUGCAUAGAAGCCCUCGAAGCCGAUCCACGAACCAAAUCACCAAAGAAUCUCAACACUUUUGCCAAAGACUCCAUUAGUUUAGCGAUCAAGAACGCCAAAGACAGCUUAUACUUCAUCCAAAAAAUGUUAAAGGAUAAGAAGAUGAGUGGGAAUAGUAGUACAAGAGCAGUGCUCAAACAAUGUGUUGAGUCGUACAAAGCAGUGAUUGCGUCGUUCAAAAGCGCGCGGACUGAGCUCUCCGAGGAUGCUAUGUCGGCGAACUACGACGUCAAGACGGCCGUUGACUACAUCGAUAGCUGCGAGAGCGAGAUGAGUUUGAAGAACGUUUUAGUUUCGUCGAUGCCUGAACGAAACAAUCAAGUUAGAUUGUAUAGUAGCAUUGGAUAUGUAAUCACCAAUAAACUUGAUUGA